GUCCGCAGUCCAAGGCGCAGCUGCACUGAGAGCUCGCGGUGCAGCGUUGCUGUCGCGGUCACCGUCGCCUGCCCGCUCGUCCGCCUUGGCGCAUCCCCGCUGCGCUCAGACCCUUGCAGCACUCCCGGGGUGCGAUCGGUCGCUGCGGGUAGUGUCCCCGCUGCGGCUCCGCGGCGAUGGCCACCAAGAUCGACAAAGAGGCUUGCCGGGCGGCGUACAACCUGGUGCGCGACGACAGCUCGGCGGUCAUCUGGGUGACUUUUAAAUAUGACGGCUCCACCAUCGUCCCCGGCGAGCAGGGAGCGGAAUACCAGCAGUUCAUCCAGGAGUGCACAGAUGACGUCCGGUUGUUCGCCUUCGUGCGUUUCACCACUGGGGACGCCAUGAGCAAGAGGUCCAAGUUCGCCCUCAUUACGUGGAUCGGUGAGAACGUGAGCGGGCUGCAGCGCGCUAAAACCGGGACGGACAAGACCCUGGUGAAGGAGGUCGUACAGAACUUUGCUAAAGAGUUUGUGAUUAGCGAUCGGAAGGAGCUGGAGGAAGAUUUCAUCAAGAGCGAGCUGAAGAAGGCGGGGGGAGCCAAUUAUGAUGCCCAGACAGAGUAACCCCGUGCCCGUCCCCCCUUGCCAAAGUCAUCUGCCUGCUCCCCGGGGGAGGGGCCCGCCGGCCUCCGCUACCAGCCCACCAGGCAGAGGAGAAGCCUCAAGAGGCAGCGCCCACCACCCUGUGUCCGCACCCCAAACCCUCUUCCUGCUUCCCUCAUGAACCCUGCUGUGUCCUGUCUCCUGAAGCUCAUGGAACAUCUUUCUUCGAUCUUCUUUUUCUUCCCCCACCCUCCUUUUUUGUUCUAAAGAAAAAUCAUUUUGAUGCCAAGGUCCUGCAUGUCGCCAGAUCUGCGGUACCUCCUGCGGUGACCCCUUUUCCUGGCAUCUCUCCUGUGCUCCAUGAGGCCGCCCUGUGGGACCUGCCAUCGCCUGGCAUCGCUUCCGUAGCCUGAGACUGGGCUGCCACCUCGGUUUCCCUUGGCUCACCCUCCUGUUACCGCUGAGGGGUCCAUAGGGCCAGGAGCUGUGCCCACCACCUGCAGCCUUCAUAAGCACACACAUUGUCCUAUUUGUCAGCCUCAGACCUCCUAGAACUGGGCCAGAGUCCCUCCCCACCCCAUUCAGAGUUGCCUAAGCUACGUGGUCAGCAAUAGAGGCAGAAAUGCUCAGUGAUGAGACGUUUAGGUCUGGCUCAGACCUAAUAAGAUGAGAUAAAAUUUGCCUUAAAACUUGCCUGGCAGGAGCCUUGACGCCUGGUCUGAAACCUGCCCUGUUCCUGCCCUUUGGACUGAAAUUUCCUUGUGGUUUGGAACUGAGGCAAAAGUCUGCAUCCAGAGUUAACAGGAGGCGUAUUUUAGGGAUAACUUUAGGGGCUCCCAAACUGACAAGGCGUGAGGGAGAGAGGCCCAGGGUGGGGAAUAGGAAUUUAGGUAGAAACCGAGAACUGGCUCCUCCCUUACAGAAAGGUCCCCGUGCAAGCAGAGAAGAGCGCGGGCUGGAGGGCUGCCCCGCCACCCCAGCCGUGAGCCCUACCACUCAUGGCCACUCGAAAGUCUGUGGUGUCAGUCCUGGGCCUGCGCUGAAAAGUCAAGGAUCUGCUUUGUUUUGUUUUUAAAGAAAGAUGAGAUUGGCUUGGUUUUUCAUGAGCACGUUUUAUGUAGUUCUUUUUCUUUUUUUCCUUGCUCAUUUCGUUUUGGGGAAGAAAAUCUGUACUGCAUUGGGGCUGUGAAGAAUAUCUCCGCACUCAAACAGUUUACAGAAAUAAAUGGUUUUUUUUGUUGUU
Molecule: messenger RNA, 1827 nt
Organism: Otolemur garnettii (small-eared galago)
Lineage: Eukaryota; Metazoa; Chordata; Mammalia; Primates; Galagidae
Gene: COTL1
Product: coactosin like F-actin binding protein 1
Exons: 4
Coding region: 177-605 (142 amino acids)
Biological process (GO): regulation of actin filament polymerization
Cellular component (GO): site of polarized growth; actin filament; cortical actin cytoskeleton
Molecular function (GO): actin filament binding
Source: RefSeq, a predicted model, not a curated record